UCGAAUGGAAAGGGUCUGGAACCUCUAGUGGUUCACCGGUGUCUUCCAGCUUCAAGUCAGACAACUCCUGGAUCAAUAGUUGCUUGAACCCGGUUUGUUCCUGUGCAAGCAACUCCUGGACAGCUUUGGCAAAUCCAGCUCUUAUAACUCUUGAACCGGACCUUGUGGUAGGACCUUUGCGGAUAAUGGGAACCUCAGUCGUGGGUACUACAACAGAAAGCCGUGGUGAAUGCAACCGAAUCAAGUCAUGCACGUAUCGUCGAGUCGAUUUCCACGCCCGAUUUUGAGACGAUUCAUCGUGAAGCCAUGAUGGAUACGGAAAACAUGGACACGCCCCAGCGAGUCCUCGUUGCUGAUUCGGUGCGUCAGCUCCGCGAAGAGAGAGAGAGCAUAACAUUUAUCGCGAGAGACGGUCAGGGUGGAGCUAGUGUCGGGGAGGCUUCCCUCCCCGAUUUCGUUCCGUGCUGUUAUCACCCGGGGGGAAUCUUCGAGGAUCUUCCAGCUUUGGCGGCGGAGCAGAUGCGUCCUCCUGUCCUAGAGGGACAGUCAUGGGAGAACAUCGAGGAGACUCGUUCGACUCCUAGCAGCGUGAAAGCUUUAUUGAGGGAAUGUGGAGGAACCGGGGUGACCUUUUUUAUCCCAACUAAAUCUCAGAGGCCGUGGUCCCCUCCUUUGGUAUUUCAAUGCGUCUAUGAGUCAUAUUUUCAGGAUGAGACCAAACUUUGGUUUCCGAUUCCUCGACUCGUCACGUCUUAUGUGAGACGUCGUGACGCGGCAAUAAGUCAAUUUUUUAAUGGCGCGUUCCAUACCUCGGUGGCAUUGAUGGUGACUGCGGCGGAGAUCGAUGUUUUGAUGAGUGUGCGGACACUCGAGGAGUUGACCUAUACGAAGUCUAUGGGGGAUGGUCUGUUCUCGAUCUAGAUAAGGCCCAACUACAACGUGAUUGUCGAUCAUCCGUGUAGGACAGCGAACUGGCAGCUGUUUCUACUUUUACGUCAAGUCUGACGGUUUUGCCUUCGAGGAGCCGCCCGACGAUUCCUUUCGAUUUUUGUGGAAUCGUAAACUUGGUAGAAUGCUGUUGUUAGCUCGUCAACUGUCUUUUUUUCUUGUUUUCUGACGAGUCUUCAUUUAUUUGCAGUUGAUCACCCAGACACUGCCUCUUAUCCGGAAGAUUUCGUCUCCGAUGCUCGUGCAGUCGUGUCGCGUGUCCAAGUAAGUUGGACGGAUAUCACCAUUGAGAGGAUUCGACGAGUGCUCGACAGAAUCUCGAGGAGUAAGUUUUCCUUUGCGGUCGCAUGUUUUCUUCCAACUCAUGUUAGUUCCGAGAUUUAUUUGAACUGGCUUGCUGAUCUUUUUCAGAGGACUGGAGGUCUGAUCUAUUGCCUUUGAUUACCGGUAACAAGCAGGGUUUUUCGAUAUUCAGUAGCGCCGAGCAAAAGAUCAUUAACGCAGCCAGGGAAAUGAAAGAACUUCCAGACUUGAGUGCAUUAAUCAAGAAGAAGCUGAGUGGGGCGAAGAAGGCGUCUUCUGCGACUCCUAGCGAGACAACUCCUAGUGGGACGACUCCUCGCGAAGAGACUCCUCGUGGAGCGAUUCCUCCCGCUCCUCUUUCCCUUGCGGUUUCCCCCGGGCCGUCUGUAGGCCCGGCUAACGUCGAGUCUUCGAGGGAGGAUCUGACGCUGACCUCCGAAUGGGAGACUGCUGAAUCAUCGGUGACUGAUGGUAAUAAGAAGAGAUCAGCUCCUGAUUCCUCUGCUUCGGCUGCUUCUCAAGCGAGGACCGAAUCUGAUGGUCCUCCGAAGAAGAAGAAGAAAAAUGAGAAGAAGAAGAAGAAGUCUGUUGAGGAACAGUCGGAGCCUGCUGAAGACGCUGAGGGCCGUGAAACUGUUAUCGAGAAAGGUUCUUCUCAUGAUGCUGCGGCUCGGGGAGUCGUUGACUCGGACAACUCCCCGUCCGUCCCACUGAAGAGGAAGAAGACUUCCGCAGUCAUGAGUCGUCUACUAUUGCCGCGUCUACUCCUGCUGCGUAGAUUCCUCCAGCUGCGCCCUACACUCUUGUUGAGGGUGGUUCGGCCUCUGAGGAGCGUCGGGUCAAAUUCCGCGACCGCGUGGAAUUCAAGUACGUCGGCGAGACUCCUCUUUCCUUCGCCCAGACUGAAUGUGCUGAGCUUAUUCGACAAAUUAAGGGUGGUUGUAAGGACCUGCCCGCUGUCAAGGACCUUAUCUUCAAGGACGCGUACGUCGAUGCGGCGAGGACUAAAAUUAUGAGCGACAAGAGCAUGAACUACGUCGUCGAGUUGUACGACUCGGCCCUCAAGGAGGCCAUGUCCAAAUUAAAGUAAUCCGACAAGCUUGUACGAGUUAAGGAUGCAGCUCUUGACCGCAAGGCGAAAGAAUUUAAGGCGGCAAUUGAUAAGGUUCAGAAGGCUCAUUUCUUGGAGAAAUUUGGGGAGUUGAAGGAUAAAUUUGAGGCUGCAGGCGCGAAGAUCCGAGGACUCGAAGAGGAGAAGAAAGCUUGGUUAAGAGAGAAGGCGGCCUUGGAGGAGAAGAUGGUGUCCACUGCGCUGAGACACUUGAAAGAGGUCAACAGAUUAAGGGACUCUCGAGGUUACGAGGUUGCACAUGAAUGGUUCCGUGUACAAACGGCCAUGAUUGCUAAGAGCAAUAAGCGUUUCUCCAAAAUUCGAGAUCUCGAGAAGCAUCGUAGUGAGUUCGAAACGGCUAGAUCUUUGCAGAGCCAAGCUUUUGGGACAAAAAAAUGCCUCGAAGCACUUAAGGAGAGCGGGCCGACAUUCUGCAAGAGAUGAUUGACUUGUUCGCUGAGCAAGAGAAAGAGUACGAGGCUGAGGCUAACCGCCUAGCUGUCGGUGGGAUUCCCGAAGAGCUUCUAUGUCUUUCUCCUCUUCAUCUUUGAUCCCCUUUUUUGAACGAGAAUGUGUGGGCGACAAUCGACCCACACGGGUCAAAUGCUGGCCUGAUUGAUGCUGGAACCGCUGCCUUCCUUCAAACUCCCAGUAGUUCUCAAGGCGAUCAUGCGAAUGAAAGAUCGGGCGAACCGACUGGAAGAGAGCUCAAGAUAUCGUCUCUUCAAGAAGGUGGGAUCAUUAGCGAGGUCGCAAGGCUCGAGGAUACGACUGUUCCACCUGCUUCGGAUCCGACUAUGCUCUCUGCCAGCCUUGUCGUGAAUGAAGACCCGCUGGUCCCGGUUCUCGGAACUAGUGUCGCCGUUCCGACUUCGGAUUUGGGAGUCGAUGAGACGGGGACAGAGCCUGUUAAUCUGCUUGAACUCUCAGACUCUUCGACUGAAGAAGAGAGUGGUGAACAAUUGGACGAAACUGAAUCUGUCCUUGCAGGUAAUCCGCAAAGAGAAGAGGGAGCGGUUGAUGAAGCUGAUAAUCCGCCUGUUCUGCCAGCGGAUGGGACUGGGGAAGCUUCGGAUCAGCUCGAUGCUCAGGUCGUCGAGGGAGGCUCUGACCGUGUCGAGGACUAGUUUUAUAUGUUGUUGUUGUUUCUUUUAGACUUUUUGUUUUUGCCCCUCGGAGGCUUUUGUUGAUGUAAUAUCUGGAUUUGUUUUGCUUUUGCGGCUAUCUGUUGUUUCAAACUUUCAGUAAGUUUGUUUUCCUUAGAAAUUAUUUCUGAAACAGAGUUUGCCUUAGUCGUGAGACAUAGUAUCGUGGACUCGAGAGUGCCAGUUGGCCUUCGACGAGUUGCUGAAAUCUAUUUUAAAUAUUGGGUUCAAACAAUUUGGGUUUGGCAAUUUGGUCGAUGUCUUGAAUUAAACCGGAGAGUCGAUGACUUGGUUUUAUCAAAUUUUGACACAUCAUGCCGUCAGU
Molecule: messenger RNA, 3832 nt
Organism: Brassica rapa (field mustard)
Lineage: Eukaryota; Viridiplantae; Streptophyta; Magnoliopsida; Brassicales; Brassicaceae
Source: RefSeq, a predicted model, not a curated record